CAAACUGUCAUUGUCAAAACAAACCCGAAAUGUAACAAAAAGACCGGUGGUGAUCAUAAAAAUAGAAAAACGAAUAUGACUUCUAAGCGCUUCGGGGCAAUGAAGGAUUUCGCGAGGGCCAAGAAGCCGAGGCUCGACGUGAGCGUGACCCGGGCCUCGUCCCGGCCGAGUCCCCCCCGUAGCAUGGCCGACUUCUGGGACGACGACGACGAUGUCAUCCUGAUGGCCACCCAGAUAGCGGAGGCCGAGAUCGAGGCGGAAGCCAAGCGCAAGGCGGAGGCCACGAAUGUCACGGUCGGGGAUAUCACAUUUAGCGAGUUCGCGCCGGUGCGAGGCACGACCAGCACCCAGCAGAUGUUUCCACCCGCAGCACCGCCGAAGAAAAAGACUUCGACCAUCGACAUGGAUGCCAUUUUCGGGGACGACGAGGAUUUCGAUUUCCUGGCCAUGGCCCUCACGGAGGAUGUGCCUCGGCCCGAGCCUCUGCCACAGGCAAAGGCGCCCCUGGUAUUGAAAGCCGGCACGAGUAAAUCGACCACGACAAGCAUCACCGUCCAGCAGACGAUGACACAGACUAAUGCGACGCAAGCGCGUCAGCAGGAGCACCAGAUAAAGUUCCUAAUGGAUCGCAUCGAGGGCCUGAAGAAGGACAAUUCGAAACUGCAAAAGGAUCUGGGCGACAGCAACGAGCGCACGGAGGCCAAGUCGGGAGAGGUCAGUCUGUUGCGGGACGAGCUGAAGCAUCUGCGCCUGCAGCUGCAUGCCAGCAAAAUGGAGAAGCUGGCGCUCGCCGACGAAACCAACAGGGACUGCAACAAGAAGGUGGCCGAGGUGGUCAAGCAGAUCGCGGCCAAGGACAUCGAGCUGAAGAUGAAGAAUGCCGAGUAUACCAAGCUGAAGAUCCAGCAGCAGGCCCGCAAUGCCCACGAGAGGACCAUGAACAUGAGCAUAAGUAUGCUUCCGCCGGCCACCGACCCCUCGGAGCAGCGCACUCUGCUGCGCCUCCACAAGCUGAAUAUCCACCAGGCCGUGCCCAGGCUGAUCGCGAACAACGCCAGCGUCUACGAGUACACCGAGGAGCAGCAGAAGGGCAAGAAGCAGGGCACUCUGUUCGAAGUGGAGCUCAAGCAGCUGCUCCUCAACUACGCGCAGCUGCAGUCGCAGCCGGAAUCUGUGGACAGCCUGGUCCAGCGCAUCGUCUCCUCUGUGUGCAAGGUGUUUUCGGAGUUCGCCUCGUAUGCCCAAAGCCUGGAGUUCCCCCACAACUGCAUGUUGUAUCCCCACAAUCCCUAUAUCCUGGACGCACAGCAUCACAGCGCCCACUCGCUCUCCCAGCCUGGACCUCUGUACGCCAAUGAGCGCGCCUUGCUCCUGCGGCGCUACACGGCCACCUUGGGGCUCAUCUGCCGGCAGCAGGGCAAGAUCGGACGGGCCCUGCUCAGGCAGCGGCACAACGAUCUCUGGCUGCUGGAGCUGGCCGUCGAUGCGAUUGUCAAGCUGGGCUUCUCCUACGAGGUCAGCGAGCACUUUGGCCUGCUCGAGGCCACAGCCUCCCUGCUGCACAGCCUCCUGAGGGAGCAGCAUCACGAGGAGGAGCGCGUGGAAGAGCUUUUGGUUGAGCUACUCAAGCAGCUGGUCUUCACCCGGCCCAGUCCCUGGGUGUUUGGAGAACUGAGCGCCUGCCUGCUGGCCUGCCUCCAGAAGCCGCAGCUUCUGGCGCGGAUGUGCGUAAACAGUCCCAAGAGCUGCUUCAUUUCGGACCGUGUGCGCUCCCUCUAUCGCUUCGGACCCAGCUCCUGCCUGCUGCAGGUGUACGCCGGGCUUCUAGAGCUGUGCUUCUUCAGCGAAACCCCGCUGCAGGCGGCCCACUUCCAGCUGCUGCUUUCCAUUGGCGGCAACCACGUGCGCUUCGCCUUCGAGUGCUUUAAGAACCCACCGGACUUCAUCCUGGAAAUGCUGCCGUACUUUGCCGACGACGAGGAGACGGACUCCACCGAAGCAACACUGACCAACAGGCUGAGCAGCAGCUCCACAACAGCGGUGCAUGGCUCGGCCUCAAAUGGAUCCUGCACCAGCGUGCCGACUGCCGCAGACUCUAACUCCAACUCCAGCACGUCCACCAGCUGCGAGUGCUAUGUGAAACUCUGCCUCAGCGUGGUCACGAUUGUCUUCCAGGUGAUGCACCAGUGGAUGCUGCAUCAGAGGAAAGCAGGUACCGAGCAAGUGGGAGAGAUAUCUCGUAUAGCGGUGCACCUGCUGACACUCGUCUUCCAUGAGUACUAUCUGACCUGCCUGUUCCGCGACUCCGAGGAAACAACGAAGCACUAUCUCAGCCUCGUCUGCAGCUGGUGGAGCGAGCACGCGGCGCUGCUGGGAUUCCAGCCCAUACACUUGCGUUUGCUAAGCCAGCUGGAGAAAUCCCAUUUCAUGCUCAAGCCUCUGCACCAGGAGGCGAAUCGCAGCAAUCCGACCAACGACCUGGCCGAGUGGGCACGUAUUAUCAACCCUGCGGAUGCCAAAACCGAAAACGUGGCUCCGAAUGCUUCUGCUUCUGCUGCGUCUAAGCUCCUCGAAAUCGACUUCUUUGGUGGCCUUAAGCGAGUGGAUUACACAUUUGAUUAAUCUCUAUUUAUUUAGUUUGUAAGUUCUAGGAUCUGUUUAGUGUUACCUUUGAUUUAAAUUAGUUCAUUGGAUUUUGUUCUGCAUAUUUUGAAUAGCAGCUCCCAACUAUCGCUAAGCUUCUUUCGAUAUAUCGGCGAGAGCUGUGCUGGUUCAAGCAAUAACUCGCUGCAGAAUAUGUUGUUUUGAAUAUUUCAAAUCUCGGCGCUCAAAUAUCUUGAGCAGUGAUAGUUCCAGAAAUGGUUCGCUCAUUUGAACCAUUGUAAGGACCAGACACAUGAGCAGCAACAUGGGACCGGGAUGAGCAACACUCUGCAUACCCUUGGGAAAAGGAUAUUAUAGAGUAGAGAAAAUGUUUGUCAUGCCAGGCUCCAAUGAAUGCAGAAAGUGUUCAGUCUCUUUUUUGUUUAGAGCUAUCUCAAAUCUGCUUGGGACACAGAAUCUGAGUAUUAAUCAAAGAAAAUAGGGUAUAAAGAUGUCCAUACUCAUGGCGGAUACCUGUUGCUCAGCAACAUUCCAUACACUCUUACGUUUUAUGCUUCGCCCUUUUUUCUUUAACCUUACAUAUUUCAGACACAAAUCCAAUGAAAUUAGCAUAUCUUGUUGAAAGUUGGUUCAUUUAUCUGAUAAAAUGACGUGUUUAGUGCUAGUUUAUUAAGCCGAAUCAUGGACAGAGAACGAUUAGCUCAUUGUUGACCAAUGGGUAUUUUAGAACCUUCCACGAAAAUCAUGAAUCUUGAAGAAUUUGAGUGCAAUUCAGGUGGAAGAUCUAAUGGUCUUUGUUUCUAAGUAAGGAUGAAGGAUUACAGGGUUCCGUAAGAGGUAUUAAUAUUAUUAAUAUAAGUAUUAUUUUCCGCGGUUUAACUCGAGUUGUUGUCCUGUUUAAAUAUAGGGAGGAUCAGUGGGUUAAGCUCGUUUGUUUCGUCAGCCGGUCAUUGAAAAGCCGGUCAAUUUCGCAAUCUUUUGUUUAUAAUUUUCGAAUUACGCCGAUAAGCGUUGAAUGGAAUGUUUACAGAGUGUUUGUUAUCUUUUUUUUUUGUUGUGACGUGCAGUGCUGUGUGUGAAAAGUGAUAAACCUGAUGAAAUACAUAUCCCAUAUGUAUCCCAUAUCCCAUAUCUGAGGAGUGAGCUCUCCUGUUGCGGCGCCCACAAAGCCAUGGAAGCACCGAAGAAUCUCCAGGACUUGCCCUUCGAUAUCCUAGAUCGUAUAUUCAAAAUUCUUGAACUUGAAGAUCAAAUGGAGUUGAUCGAAGUUCAUCCCAAGCUCUGGGAUGCUGUACUAGAUCAUUUGUUGUCCUCAAAAUGGGUUCGAACGUGUCGAAUCUUGUACGACUGUGCGGCUCCACAAUGAUCCAUCUGAAGUUUAUGAACCCCUCCGAUGUCCAUCCCUUGUUGCCGGAUGUCGAGCGGUAUUGUGUCAAUUUGGAAACCAUUAGCUUUGGGGCCGACAAUUCCAAUUGCGACGCCAUCAAAUCCUUUGUGGAAAGCAGCCCCAAACUGAGAUCCGUUGAAUUGGUGCUGGAAGGUGGCAGCAUGGCCGACAUCUGUCUGGUCUUCCCUAUGUUCGAGGGCGUUCCAAAAGUAAAGCACUUGCGGCUGUACAACUUUGCUGGUCAUUCGGUAAUCAAGAACUGAAUUCGGGGCUUUGUUGACUUGGAAGAACUGACUGUCGGCGAUAGAUCUCAAUACAAAUCAGGGCCGAUAUGGCACCUCUUUAUCUUUGAUCUGUUGUGCAAGCUAAGAAGGCUGCGAUGUCUGACAGUUGAAAAUUGGGUUGUCGCCCUGAAGGGGGAACUCCCAAUCCAAUGCCUAAUGCCGGAAGAGCUCACCCUCGUGAAUUGCCAGCUUAAGUACUUUAAGUAGCACUUUCCCAAGCUGUCAUCGUUCCAUCUUGAAGAACCCAUGAAUAGUUCUGAUAAGCUAUCACUGAAGUUCAUAUUGGAACAUGCCAGGACAUGGAGAAACUCCGCCUAGUGACGGACCAUAUUUUCUAUAAAGAUGAUGGAUGUAUGUGGGAUUUGGUAGGAAGCCACAGAGUCUGUAGGGAUAAUAGAGAGAGAGAGACUAGAAGCGGCCGUCGAACAAAAAGAGGACAGAACACAGCCUCAACGAUCGACGCCAUUUAAUUCGGUGCCAAAGUCUCACUCAGCCACACGCAAAUUACUAGCGCAAUUAUUUGUAUAAAUCUAAAUAAACUUAACGCAUUUUGUGUUUUGUUUUCGCA
This is a messenger RNA of Drosophila miranda, 4843 nucleotides long. RefSeq names its product ATR-interacting protein mus304. NCBI's taxonomy places the organism in Eukaryota, Metazoa, Arthropoda, Insecta, Diptera, Drosophilidae. The coding region runs from base 76 to 2622 and encodes 848 amino acids. The transcript is spliced from 6 exons. Gene Ontology annotation, biological process: DNA repair; DNA damage checkpoint signaling. The record is from RefSeq and is a predicted model, not a curated record.